Molecule: messenger RNA, 2402 nt
Organism: Dendronephthya gigantea
Lineage: Eukaryota; Metazoa; Cnidaria; Anthozoa; Malacalcyonacea; Nephtheidae
Exons: 2
Coding region: 558-1703 (381 amino acids)
Biological process (GO): microtubule-based movement
Cellular component (GO): cytoplasmic dynein complex; cytoplasm
Molecular function (GO): dynein intermediate chain binding
Source: RefSeq, a predicted model, not a curated record
UAUUUUUGUGCUUAUGCAGGCUGGAUAAUCCAGGGCCGCUAAGAAAACCUGUUGUUAGCCGUUUACAACAAACGUACGUGUUGCUGAGCACAUUGGAACAGCGGCCAGCAUGUAUCAACAAGAAAAUUAAUUACAACAAAACGUACUUUCGACGGGCGCCGAGUGAGAAAUGAUGCCUCGAUUGACAACAUAAGAAGAAUAUGUCAGCAGCUUUCGUCUGUUUGUAAUAUUAAUUUACUGAUAUACACGACAGCAAUAAUUUGACUGUUUGUUCUUUAUGAAAAACAUAAUUGAUAGCGGAUACGUGCUUGAAUAUACAAGCUUGCUGUCGUGAAAAAACAGAUUGUAUUGAUGGAAGUCUUGCCUUGAUGUAAAAUUGUUCGCGUAGGUUCGUUACCUGCAUCACAGAGACAAUAUAAUCUGAUUACGAGGAGCUUUAUUUGGCUCGUAUAUACUAUAUCCAAUUGAUAGCUAAACCUGAUGUCGCAUGGACUACAUACCGAGAGUUGCAUAUCUUCGUCAAAGGAAUUGAUAAGCAUUCGCGUCUGCAUGCAGCAAUGGACAAGACAAAAAGUCCCCAGUUCAGGGAUCUGAAUGCCAGAGUAAAGAAAACGAAACUCAUUGCAUACGGCUCUUGUAAGAAACAAAAAUUCGUCGAUCAAAAUGAGUUAAAAGACGAGGCAAGCAGGCAGAAAAACGACUCAAAUGAAACUAGUGAAAGUUUAAAGAUAAAAUCGGCUGCAAGUAAUGAGGUUUUUGAAGACGAUGAUGUGUUUUUAUGGAAUCAAAUCCGACGGGCCUCUGAACCUGUGUAUCUUAAACGAAAUGAUAACGAGAUGAUAUCCCGCACAGGUCGUCAAAAUCCUAGCGUACUGAGAAGUUUAAGCGAAGGUAUUCCCGUCCCGGCUGACAGAAGCCCGCGCGCGCAACCGCGAUUAACAAGAUCUGCGUCGAGCUCUGAUGCGCAAACUGCUCUCUCGCAGUUGUUCGCAUUCUCGCCAAGAAUUGUGAGAAAAAUUAACCUCAAUACGUCCCUACGAGAUUGGCUUGACAACGAGAAACAAUCGAGAAAUGAUGCGGCAAAGAAAAUCGCAGCGAUUCCAGCGCGGAGCUCGUACAGGCGUCGCUCGGCUGAUAUGGUCGGAAAGAAAUCGAAUGUUGACGAAAGACGACGACCGUCAGCCCCACCGGAACUGUCUGGAAGAAAAGAUGAGAAUGACGCACACAAUAGCGUUCAGGCAAAACCUCACAUAACACCUUGUUAUAAGACCAGCUGUAGAUUUGACAGUGUUCAAGAAUUCCAGAUUCAUAGUUUGAUAAAAGAGCAGUUGAAAUCUAAACUAGAGUCUGUACAAUUCUGUACACAAUCGUGCCGUGGAUGGUGUGAAGAUAUAGCGGAAACUAUCAAAGAAAGAAUUCAGGUGAUAUUGAACUCGCCAUGUAAAGUUGUUUGCCUCGUAUACAUUGGCGCUUUACGAGAUUAUGGUAUCCAUACAGGAUCCCAAGCCACACUGGACGAAAAACUGGACUAUCAUGCGUCAGCUUGUUAUCAAAAUGACUCUUUAUUUGCAACGGUGUCUGUUUUAGCGGGCGGAGACCGCGGAGUCGAGGAUCAUGGUUCGUGGGUCGAGGAUCUCAAAUUUCCUACUCAACCCGACAUCCUUCCAAGUCAUUUGUCUUGUCCAGUGGGAAGUGAAAAUUGAUUGGAAAGAUGCUGAUUUGGACGAAUGACGCACGAAACACUGACCAAACAUAGUCGCGAAUUGCGGGAGAAGAUAAAAGACAUGUUAUCCUAGUUCACAGAAGUAAAAUGUAAUCUUACAGAAUCUUACGUAGAGAUAGUGUGACGUUAUAUACGUUAACGCUUAGUACAUGUAUAAAGACGUCUCUCACAUCACGUUAUUUUUUACUUUGUGCUUUUUUUUCUUCCCCACGACUAGGAUGUGAUUGCUGCAAAGCAGUUAAGCUCUGUUCCGAUUAACAUUUAACAAACCAAUGGUAAAAAUAUGCAUUUCAAGUCGCGAAAACACGUCAGGUUGAUAUGCCACUUUCAAAAUGCCGCUCUAGAUUCUCUAGUCUGAUUUUCCAACAAGAAAAUUUCGCGUUGUCAUCGAUGACGCAGCAAUAUUUUAAUGUUGAGUGUAAUUUGUUUGCGAUUCUAAAUUAACUUGUCGAACAUAAUCAAUUGUUGUAUACUGCUGUUCAUGAAGCCGUUCAUGAACGGGUACUGCCUCAGUGCAUGAGGAACGAGGUGAACGUCAAGCGUAGGAGAAUCACUGAGCAGCGCACGAGUGGGAGAAACCGAAUGACUUUAUAGAUCAUAACACGAUAACAAAACGUGCCACCGGCUAUGUAUAAGAGAAUAUGAUUUCUAUAUACGAGUUAAAUGUGAUAUUGCCAAA